AUGUUUGGCUCCCAAACGAUUCGUUUCACCGCGCUUUACAAAUGCCUGAUGAUGAAGAAAAAGGACCGUGAAGAUUUCAUCGCUUAUGUCGGAAGAUCCCCAGAGGACGCCAAUAUUCGUUUGCAGCUACUCAACAGAAUUGAGAAGGAGGACGAUGUCACCAUUCCCAAAUUGGUAGCCGAAUGCAACCGCCUUCUUCGUCUGAAACAUGACACUGAAAUGGUUGAAUCUACCAGCGCUACCGAUUUUGCCGACAUAACCACCGUCGCCAGGUCUCAACACAUCCAAUAUUGCCGAUGUCGCCAGGUAUUAGCAUACACCAACAAAUAA
Molecule: messenger RNA, 330 nt
Organism: Soboliphyme baturini
Lineage: Eukaryota; Metazoa; Nematoda; Enoplea; Dioctophymatida; Soboliphymatidae
Source: the annotation of a GenBank genome assembly